Messenger RNA from Amoebophrya sp. A120, 3411 nucleotides. The record is from the annotation of a GenBank genome assembly. Lineage: Eukaryota; Dinophyceae; Syndiniales; Amoebophryaceae.
CUAGCCAGAACUGCAACGUGAAUUUUUUUAGGGGUGCGCUAGAGCAGCGUACUACAGAGGCGCGCCGACCACCAUUUCCUAACCAAACUUGAUCCAACAUUGUUGCGGCCUUUAAAUGACAGUCUAGCCCCGUCUUGGACCCGGAGGCACCCUCCGUGCUCACACCUUCCUUCUGCGUCGAAAGCCGUUCCUCACUUGCCGACACGACUCUAGUGACGGAAUUUGUGUGGGAAAAAUGGACGACGGAAAGGAAAAGGAUCUGACGCUUGACAAGCUCAAGGCGAAAAAAACAAAGGAUGACAAACACAAACUGGCGAAGGACAAGUAUAUGUAUGAUUUUCUCACGAGAGUCAUGUUUUGGUCAUGCGUUUUUGAUAGCGGAUAUGAAGUUGUCCUGCGUUAUACAACGCAAUAAGACUAACGCAAUUUAAUUAUGUUAAAUUAAAAAUUGUCAGAUACAACGAGGAUGACCUGUCCCACUUCAAGGAUCAGAAAGACAAGGACUACAAAGACAAAAAGUUCAAAGACAUAUCCGUUGCAAAUUUACUGUACACGUACAAAAUUAUGCAUCACAAACUUCUUUCCUGCUUGAGUUUGUCAUGCUGAAUACGGGAACGGCAACGGUUUGUCAUGCACUUUAUUUGUCAGCACUUGCAUUUGCAUUAGCAUUUCGUACGUGAAUGGGAAGAAAUUUCCUGUGGAUAGGGCAAGGACAAAGACUACAAGUACAAGGCGGACAAACUUGACAAGGACAAGUACAAAGACAAGAUGAAGGACAAGGACAAAAUGAAGGACAAGGACAAGGAUAUGAAGGACAAGGAUAAGAUGAAGGACAAGGACAAAAUGAAGGACAAGGACAAGAUGAAAGACAAGGACAAAAUGAAGGACAAGGACAAGAUGAAAGACAAGGACAAAAUGAAGGACAAGGACAAGAUGAAGGAUCACAAGGACAUGAAGGUACUUUAUGAAGUUUUUACUGCCACCAAAAAGCACAAGCAUCUGCAUGUUUCUGAUGUUGAUAAAGUAGCACUUGCGGAAAGUAUAUGAGCACUCUCGCUACUACUACUUCUAAAACUUAUCAGGACAAGGACAAAAAGAAGGACAAGGACAAAUUUAAGAACAAGGACAAGGACAAAAAGAAGGAGAAACUCAUCAAGGAGGAGAAAAUCAAGGGGAAUGUUAUGCGAAGAGAACACAUGAUGCCCCGAUGCCUGAGCCUUUUCGUGUUGCCCCUCAAUAUUGUAGAUCAUGCUGAGUGUGCAUCUGCAUGUGCUGUUUUUAUUUGGCCUUUUCCUUGCUUGUUUUGUCGUGCUAAGAAAUGUGCGCGCGGCCGAGGCAUUGGCUCUCCGGCACAUCAACACAGCGCAGCACAGUUGCAUUCUAGUAAAAUUUACGUUGCCACUUGAUAUCAGUUGUCCAGCGGAACCUGUCCAUGUGCAGCCGUUCGAGGGCAUCUCCAGGGACAUGAAUUGUGUUGCAUACUUGCUGGAACCACAAAAAAUAAAACGAAGCGAGCCGGGUUGAUCUUUCCAGUAGCAAAGAUUCAGAAGGAGUUGAGGGUAAGUAAGUACUACCUUUGACUGCUUUCCGUGUUUUCAUGCAGUCGUGAUGUUGUGCGACUGCUAUAGUGAUCGUAAAAGAGUGACUCUGAUUCUCUAGCUUUACAACUCAGUCAACAAAAGAACUACGUAUGAAUUACACAAACAGAACAUGCUCCCUGCAAACGCGCGAUUGAACUCCUCCAGCAGUGUUUUCCUCGGGGGAGUUAUCAAAUGCAAAAAUGUCUGGGUCGGGAUGGUUGUAAACUUGUAAUGCUGUUUUUGAAUUCUACAAAAAAUUUGUAUUGCAUGACCAGCAAAAGGAGUCCAGUUUGUUCUACGCGGGGAUGGCAUUUCUCAUGCGGAAUCGGCAUCAGGAUCAGGAAGUCCUCUAAAAAUCUGUGAUGCUAGGCCAUGCAUUACAGGCGUCACGUGUCAUGCAAAAUAUGCAUGACAAACCUGGCAAUCUUCCAGACCCAGAGGACAUUUUUACAUUUGAUAGGAGUGAUGGAGUACGUCGUAGCAGAGCUCCUGGAAGUGGCCGGGAACACAGUGAAAAACCAGGGUAAGAAGCGCAUCAACCCAAGGCACUUGCAGGUCGCAAUCAAAAACGACGACGAACUGAACACGCUGAUCCGAGCCACAAUCGCGGGCGGCGGUGUGGUGCCAGACAAAACCGCGGUGCAAAUGAUGCACGAGAGGGAUGAGAAGGCAAAACAGGCAGCGAAAAAGAGACACGAGGGCGGCGGCGGAGCUGGGGGGCAGAAGUUUGAAAGUAAUAUGCAGUUGGUGUUCGUGAAAGUGAAUCAUAAUCAUAUUGCUGUUUACGUGAUGUUCAAUUCGAUUUUUUUUUUUGGCUGAAGACGGAGAAAGCGCUUUGUUAUCAUGCUUUUUCUGAUGCAGCUUGACAACAACAAAAAACAGUGUUUUCCGAGGACAUGAUAUACGAGCCACCACAGAAGAAGCAAAAGGCCGCCUACGACAAUGUCAGCAAGACCUCUGUGUUUGACGCGAAUUUGAAUAUGAAGGUAACUCUAAGCACUAUGCUUGUUGCACUCUAGCAUUGUCACGCGCGUAGUUGAAUACUUUUUUUUGCAUAAGCUUCUUUAUCAACAUUUGUAUUGCGAAUUAUAUGUUGCUCAUCAAAUAAUUCCAGAACUACGACGUCGCCAUGUUCGAGCCGCACUUUAACUUCGGUGCGCAGGGCACCAUGCCCGACAAGCUGGCCAUGGGCGGCGGCGAGGGGAAGAAGGUGGUCGGGGGCAAGAAAGCCGCGGUGUUUGAGGCGCAAGCCAUGGCGGAAAAGAAGAAAAAGAAAGCGGUGGCGGCGAAGAUGCCACUCUUUGCUGCGGAUGGCUCCUUCUUCCAGGCUGCGUAGGGAACCUGCUUCUAGGCUGCCUAGGCUCGUCGGAACAAAAAAUGGUGAUUCGCACCUUUACCGGAACUCUGCAGCGCAGAAAAACGUAUAAGAAAUUGAGAUUACACAAACACAUCAAAUAGAUCAGAUUCAGACUCUGAGUCGAAAUCAAUGCACGCGAUGGUUUCGAUUUCGCACAGACGCAAGAUUAGUAGAACUAGUGUUUCGAACUUUUACAACUUGAAACAGCAGAGGAAAACCAAAUUGUUAACGCAAGGCCGAUAGAGCUGCGUCCCCAAGCACCACGACGCACUUUGCAGUAGAGGAACCCUCUCAAGGAAAUCAAACCGCAAACGUAGCGGUGUGACGAAUAAGAAGGAACGCAGAAAAUCACUACGGCAAUAUUUAUACAGCACGCAUGUGAAGCACUCAAGAUUCAAAUGUAUUGUACUUAUUAGCCCCCGCCCCCCGCACCGCGAGUGCAAACGAUUUCCAAUUAUGAGCUUGCUCCGAUAC